AUCUUUAUUUUAAUAUAUGAAUUAUUAUUAAACUAUUUGAUUUAAAUUAUUCUAAUUUUGUGAUUUUUUUGUUUUCAUAAAUAAACUAUUAUAACUUUGAAUUAUGUCAUUGCUUUUAUUUUUAGGCAUCGAACAAACUUAGAAAAAACGCAUUGAAUUCAGUUCGAUAUGCUGAAUUUUGUCUUCCUAGUUGUCAUAAAGGUUCAAAUGAAUCGACACGUAUUGGAAAAAAUCUUGUAUCUUUUCUUGGGAAUUAUACACCAUAUUUACAAACAUUACGUAUUUGGCGACCAGAUGAUUUUCCUUGGACAUCAAUUCGACCAGAAUUUCAAUCAAAAUGGCGUCGUCAAAAUUUAACUGAUAAAUGGUUAAAAUCUUUAACAACAUCUCAAUCAAUUACUGAACAUGUUUCCAUAUUUGAAUAUGAUCUUUCUCAAUUAAUUCAACAAUUAAAACAAUUUACUUUUCUCGAUAUUUAUGGUCAAAUUGAUCAUCAAAAAAUUGAACCUUAUCGUUCUAUGAUUCAAAGACGUUUUCCUAAUAGUCGAGUUCAUAUUCAAAUAAGAAGAUUUUGUCUUUGGUUUUGA
Messenger RNA from Rotaria sordida, 587 nucleotides. The record is from the annotation of a GenBank genome assembly. Lineage: Eukaryota; Metazoa; Rotifera; Eurotatoria; Philodinida; Philodinidae.